This is a messenger RNA of Oldenlandia corymbosa var. corymbosa, 465 nucleotides long. The record is from the annotation of a GenBank genome assembly. NCBI's taxonomy places the organism in Eukaryota, Viridiplantae, Streptophyta, Magnoliopsida, Gentianales, Rubiaceae.
AUGGAAGUAGAAAAUAGUACUAAAACUGGUCAUUGUGAGAUACAGUUGCCGGUUAGGAGCCCUGAAUUUGAUGAGCUUGUGGUGGGCUUCGACGAUGAGGCACAAAACAUAAUUGAUCGACUCACUAGAGGUUCAAAAAAUCUGGAUGUUGUUUCUAUUUUGGGCAUGGCUGGAUUAGGGAAAACAACCCUAGCCAAAAAAGUUUAUCGGCAUCACUCCAUAUUACAUUACUUUCAUGCUCGCUCCUGGUGUACUAUAUCUCAAGUUUACAAUAAGAAAAGCUCGUUACUUGAAAUUUUAAAUUCUCUUGAGAGUGGUUGCGACAAAAAUAUGUUAGACUUGAUGAGUACAGAUGAUUUAGCUAAUGUUCUCCGUAAAUCUUUGAAGGGAAAAAAGUAUCUUAUCAUCCUGGAUGAUGUUUGGGAUAUUGAAGUAGAGCAGUUUGAAAAAUUCAUUCCCAAAUGA